UUGAAGUGAUAAAAAAAUAUUAGUACUAGUAUUUUUUAAUACGACCGUUGAAAAUGGUGGCUUUAGAUUAUUUUUCAGUUUUCUUGAUUUUCUAUCAGUUUUUGAUAUUUCAUUCAGCUCAAGCUCUGAAUCAAACCCAAGAUAGUUGCCCCAAGGAGUUCCAAUGUGGGAAUCUUGGAAAAUUGAGCUUUCCUUUUUCAAUUUCCUCACAACCUGCUUGUGGUUUGUAUACGAUAGAUUGUGAUGUUACACCAAAUCCAAAAAUACAUUUAGGAGAAGAUGUUUACACUGGUCUGAAUCAACGGGCGUAUGAUAAUAGUUUUCGAGUUUUAGACCUUAGGCUUAAUGACUUAUUGGCGAAAAAAAGUUGUCAUUCUUUCGAUAGAAGUUUAGCAUUUCCGAGUUCUCCUUCUAUCUCAUUUAGAACCAACCGCAAUCUUACCUUGUUCAAAUGCAGCAACAGCAGCACAAAUGAUCAUUUUUUUAGGGGCUAUGAGAAAUAUACUAAAUGUAGAGGGUUCAGUAUAUACUACAAGUAUCCGAGUAGAAGAAAGAAGGAAGGCCACUCCGAUGCACCACAGGGAGAUGCUUCUGAUAACUGUUCACAGAUAUUAUUGCCAAUUCAAAGGAGUUCGCUGUCAAACACUCAAAAAAGUGGCUUGUUUGAUUUCUUAACAGCGAAUUUUAAACUUCGGUGGAGCCUGUCUGAUGAUUGUAAUAAAUGUUACUCUCAAGGAGGCCGGUGUCUUACUGAUAGUAACAACAACUUUCAUUGUUCCGCCAAUUCCAGAGUAAGAAAGUCAAAACGAAUUCUAGUUGCAGUUGCAGCUACUUCUGUUGGGGUAAUUGCAGUGCUAGUUGUCCUACUCCUGUACUUAAGAACAAAAUACUCCCUUUCCAUGAUUUACUGGAAGCUGACAAAAAGAGAAGAUUACCGAAAUGUAAAAGCCUUCUUGAAGAACCAUGGAUCACUCCUUCCAAGGAAGUACAGUUUUUGUGAAGUCAAAAAGAUGACUCAGUGUUUAAAGAAUAAACUUGGUCAAGGAGGCUAUGGUUGUGUGUACAAGGGGAAAUUGCAUGAUGGGAGUCUUGUGGCUGUCAAGGUCUUGAAGGAAUCGAAGGGCCGGGGAGAAGAGUUUAUCAAUGAGGUGGCAAGUAUCAGCAGGACUUCUCACGUUAAUAUUGUAUCACUUGUCGGAUUUUGUUUUGAGGGUCGAAACAGAGCUCUCCUCUAUGAUUUCAUGCCCAAUGGAUCCCUUGAGAAGUUCAUUUACGAUGCGAAAUUCGGGGCAAAUCGUCAACUAGGAUGGCAAACAUUGUAUGAUAUUUCACUUGGUAUUGCUAGAGGAUUGGAAUAUUUGCAUCGCGGUUGCAAUACUCGAAUCCUGCAUUUCGAUAUAAAGCCUCACAACAUUCUUCUCGAUGAAGACUUUUGUCCAAAAAUAUCUGAUUUUGGCCUUGCAAAACUAUGUAACAAGAAGGAAAGCAUUGUAUCUUUAUUGGGCGCAAGAGGGACUAUUGGGUACAUUGCGCCAGAAAUUGUGUGUAAAAACAUUGGAGGAGUUUCUCACAAGUCAGAUGUGUACAGCUACGGUAUGAUGGUCCUCGAAAUGGUUGGAGGAAGGAAAAAUAUUGAUGUUGCUGUUGACCAUACCAGUGAAAUAUACUUUCCAUAUUGGAUUUACACACAAAUUGAACAGGACUUAGAGCUUGGAUUAACUGGCAUUGUGAAGGAAGAGGAUAAAGAACUUGCAGAAAAGAUGAUACUGGUGAGCCUAUGGUGCAUCCAAACCGCUCCGGCUAGCAGGCCAUCAAUGAGUAUGGUUGUAGAUAUGUUACAAGGCAACCUGGGAUCUCUGCAAAUGCCUCCCAAGCCUUUCUUAUAUUCUCCCUCAAGGUCAGACAGAGACAUGCCUAUUACUACCUAUAUGGUUUAGGAAUGGACAAUUUAAGUUUGAUUUUGAUCUAGGCUUAUCAAAUCUUGGCUGAAUUUAUGUAUGCAUGAUUUUGAAUUAAUCUAGAUAUUACAUAACCCUACAUUUGGUGAAUUGGAUUAUUGUUAAGGGCCUGUUCGGAAAGCCACCCAGGUAAUUA
Lycium barbarum (goji berry) is the source of this 2094-nucleotide messenger RNA. RefSeq names its product LEAF RUST 10 DISEASE-RESISTANCE LOCUS RECEPTOR-LIKE PROTEIN KINASE-like 2.1. Lineage: Eukaryota; Viridiplantae; Streptophyta; Magnoliopsida; Solanales; Solanaceae. Gene Ontology annotation, molecular function: protein kinase activity; ATP binding. The transcript is spliced from 3 exons. Gene Ontology annotation, biological process: protein phosphorylation. The coding region runs from base 54 to 1937 and encodes 627 amino acids. The record is from RefSeq and is a predicted model, not a curated record.